Gallus gallus (chicken) is the source of this 976-nucleotide messenger RNA. RefSeq names its product cytochrome b-245 alpha chain (gene CYBA). Gene Ontology annotation, biological process: superoxide anion generation. The transcript is spliced from 6 exons. Gene Ontology annotation, molecular function: heme binding. The coding region runs from base 172 to 663 and encodes 163 amino acids. Gene Ontology annotation, cellular component: NADPH oxidase complex. The record is from RefSeq and is a predicted model, not a curated record. NCBI's taxonomy places the organism in Eukaryota, Metazoa, Chordata, Aves, Galliformes, Phasianidae.
GGGGCGUGGCCUAAAGAGGGGAAGGGGUUCGGCUGCGCGGCUGCACCGCUGCCUUCCGGGUCGGGCCGAGCCGAACUAAGCCGAGCCGGGCCAUGGGGCAGAUCGAGUGGGCCAUGUGGGCCAACGAACAGGCGCUGGCGGCCGGACUGAUGUCCCCGCUGUCCCGCAGUUAUGCUGACCGGAGGGGUCGUGGCGGUGGCGGGGCAGUUCAAGGGGUGGUACUUCGCUGCGUACGCCAUUGCUGCAGGUGCCUUCGUCUGCCUGCUGGAGUACCCACGCAGCAAGAGGCAGAAGGGCUCCACCAUGGAGCGCUGCGGGCAGAGGUACAUGACGGCCGUGCUGAAGGUGUUCGGACCGCUCACCCGGAAUUACUACAUCCGUGCUAUUCUGCAUGCAGCGCUGGCCGUCCCUGCUGGCUUCCUGCUCUCCACUAUUCUGGGCACUGUCUGUCUGGGCAUUGCCAGCGGCAUCUACCUGCUGGCAGCGGUACGUGGGGAGGAGUGGCGCCCCAUUGAGCAGAAGCCCCGGGAGCGGCCGCACAUGGGGGACACCAUCAAGCAGCCCCCCAGCAACCCCCCACCCCGACCCCCUGCUGACGCACGCAGGAAGCAGCCGGCUGAAGUGGGGGGGCAGGUGAACCCCAUCCCUGUAGAGGCUGAGUAACACAGAGCCGGGGGGUCCUGCUGCUGCACUCACUUCCCAGCUGCACCCCUCACCCCCAACCCCACUGGUCCCUGAACCCCUGGGGGUGCUCAUCUCCCCCCCCGGCUCCUGGGUGAUCUCAGAAUCCCUGGGGGCUGCUCAGGUGCCCCCCAUCUCCCAGGGGACUCCCCCAGCUCCCCCCGGCCACGCAGCCCCACAGUGCCGCCGGGUCUCACGCAGCUCUGCUCACUGCACCACCUCUUCACGUUUUGUACGUUGUCAUUUUGUUUUUCUGGUUGCUUUUUGCAAUAAAAGGUCCGAAAGGCCCCAGAUC